This is a messenger RNA of Tupaia belangeri chinensis (Chinese tree shrew), 2275 nucleotides long. RefSeq names its product aldehyde dehydrogenase 8 family member A1 (gene ALDH8A1). The transcript has 7 exons. Gene Ontology annotation, biological process: retinoic acid metabolic process. The record is from RefSeq and is a predicted model, not a curated record. NCBI's taxonomy places the organism in Eukaryota, Metazoa, Chordata, Mammalia, Scandentia, Tupaiidae. Gene Ontology annotation, molecular function: retinal dehydrogenase (NAD+) activity. Bases 78 to 1541 code for a protein of 487 amino acids.
GUAGUAAUUUAGUAGGCACGUGGUGGGGCAACCAGAGUGAACGACUGCAAAAGAGAGAGGCAGGAUUUUUCCUUGCGAUGGCUAGAACUCAGGAACUUUUGAUUCUGGAAAACUUCAUAGAUGGAAAAUUUUUACCUUGUCACUCAUAUAUAGAUUCCUAUGACCCAUCAACAGGAGAAGUAUAUUGCAGAGUGCCAAAUAGUGGAAAAGAAGAGAUAGAAGCUGCGGUCCAGGCUGCCAGAGCAGCCUUUCCUGGUUGGUCAUCCUGGAGCCCCCAGGAACGCUCAAGGGUCCUGAAUAAGCUGGCAGAUUUGCUGGAACAGUCCCUGGAGGAGUUCGCCCAGGCGGAGUCUAAAGACCAAGGGAAGACCUUAACUCUGGCAAGAACCAUGGACAUCCCGCGGUCGGUGCAGAACUUCCGGUUCUUUGCUUCUUCCAUCCUGCACCACACGUCGGAGUGCACGCAGAUGGACCACGCAGGCUGCUUUCACUACACAGUGCGGAGCCCUGUGGGAGUCGCUGGUUUGAUCAGUCCCUGGAAUUUGCCACUCUACUUACUGACCUGGAAGAUAGCUCCGGCCAUUGCUGCUGGGAAUACUGUGAUAGCCAAGCCCAGCGAGCUGACGUCAGUGACUGCGUGGAUGUUGUGCAAGCUCUUGGAUAAGGCAGGUAUUCCACCAGGUGUGGUCAAUAUUGUGUUUGGAACGGGGCCCAGAGUAGGUGAGGCCUUGGUGACCCAUCCAGAGGUACCCCUGAUUUCCUUCACUGGGGGCCAACUGACAGCUGAGCGCAUUACCCAUUUGAGUGCUCCCCACUUCAAGAAGCUCUCCCUGGAGCUGGGGGGCAAAAAUCCUGCCAUCAUCUUCGAUGAUGCCAACCUGGAGGAGUGUAUUCCAGCAACUGUCAGGUCCAGCUUUGCUAACCAGGGUGAAAUCUGCCUCUGUACCAGCAGGAUCUUUGUCCAGAAGAGUAUCUACAGUGAAUUUUUAAAGAGGUUUGUCGAAGCCACCAGAGAAUGGAAAGUUGGCAUUCCCUCUGAUCCAUCAGCCAGCAUGGGUGCUCUGAUAAGUAACACACAUUUGGAAAAAGUCAGAAGUUAUAUCAAGAAAGCUCGUGCUGAAGGGGCCCAAAUUCUUUGUGGUGAGGGAGUGGAUACGUUGGAUCUUCCCCCUAAAAAUCGGGCAGGCUACUUCAUGCUUCCCACAGUGAUAACAAACAUUACGGAUGAAUCCUGCUGCAUGAAGGAAGAGAUAUUUGGCCCAGUGACGUGUGUCGUCCCCUUUGAUAAUGAAGAGGAAGUGAUUAAAAGGGCCAACAACGUCAAAUAUGGGCUGGCAGCUACAGUGUGGUCCAGCAACGUGGGACGCAUCCACCGAGUGGCUAAGGGUUUGCAGUCAGGCCUGGUGUGGACCAACUGCUGGCUCAUCAGAGAGCUGAAUCUUCCUUUUGGGGGGAUGAAGAGUUCUGGGAUAGGUAGAGAAGGAGCCAAGGACUCUUAUGAGUUCUUCACUGAAAUCAAAACCAUCACCGUUAAACAUUGAUCUUUGCCCGUGGCGAAGGUAUUACAUCCAUGUCUAGCUGCAGAAAAUUAGCUGUCCAAUGUGGUGAAUGAAAAUAAUGAUUUAAAUUCCAGUCACGUCUCGACGACAGAAAGUUAUCUCUAGUUUUUCCUUGGGGGUUAGUAUUUUUUACCCUCUGGUAAAGAGAUCCUGUAUAUUUUCAGUGUGGAUCAGAGAAGACUUCUGACUCAGAAGGCACAACGAGGAGGCCAAACAAUCAUCUGGCUUCUCUCAUGUUGUCUUUUAUUUUUAUUUUCUUCAUCAUUUUGAUUGAAUUCUUGAGAAUCCCCAGAUAAUCUGAUAUUUUUAUUUGUAAGCCUAUGGUUUUUAAGAAAGUCUAUGAAGCCAAACAGGAACUCUAACUUUUUACUAUUGGGCCAAUUGUGGAGCUGGUCUGCUCAUUCAUUAGCCACCAGCAUGCCUAAUGGCUAUACAAUAGCCACAGCAAUUGGCUAUACCUAUCACAUAAGGCGUGGUGGAUGCCUACUGAAUUUGUCAGAGAAGGCCUACGUGGUUGGUCCUGCUAAAUAUAUUUGUGUAGGACAAAGAAAAAUAAAGUACUACUUUCAGGGGAACUUGAAAUAAAAAGAGAAAAUACUUUGAUCCAUUCCUACUGUAGAGUCUAAUCAAUUCAAAUUCUUACUUUAUAUAUCUAAAAAACCUUACAAUUUAUUAAUCCUAAAAGGAGUAGUAAAUAUCAAGCAAUUUGUAACAAG